CCCGUACCAAAUGCCUUGUACCGAGAGCUAAGAUGUUUACACAUAAAAAAAUGUAUUUUUUAAAAAAAAAAGGUAGUAGACGUAUUACGAUAGUAGUAGCAGUGGAGACCCUGGACCUAGUGCGAAGCGGUUCGGCGCGAAGGCCGCUCGUAGCAUCGCAGGCCGCGGUGGCAGGAGGUUAUCUCGGCGCGACCCAAGGCCUUGGCGCCCCGCCAAGAGCGGCGCCUCGUCGCGCGGCGGGCAUUGCGUCGCCGGCAGCGCUACCCGCUGCUUGUCGUUCCUGCCGUCGCCGGCUCCGGUCACAGCUCCGCGUGCAGUCAUGGUGUCGCUCGGCCUGGUGGACUGGGGACUGCUCGCGGCCCUCGCCCUCAUCGCCGUCUACUCCUACCUCGCCUGGAGCUUCGACUACUGGAAGAGGAAGGGUGUGCCGUACGCCAGGCCGCGGCUGCUGUUCGGCAACAUGAAGGAGUUCGUGCUGGGCCGCAAGUCCGUGGGCCGCGUCUACCAGGACAUCUACUGGGAGCUGGACGGCCACCCGUUCGGCGGCUACUUCAAGCUGGGGCAGCCCAGCCUCAUGAUCCGCGACCCGGACCUGGUGAAGGUGGUCUCCGUGCAGGAGUUCCCCAGCUUCCACGACAACGACUUCGUGGUGUACGUGCACUGCGACCCGCUGUUCGGCCGCAACCCCUUCGUGCUGCGCGGCGAGGCAUGGAAGGCGGUGCGGUCGCCCCUGACCGCCGGCUUCACGGUCCAGAAGGUGAAGGCGUGGUUCCUGGAGAUGGUGCAAGUCAGCAAGAACAUGAACACCUACCUCAACACGCACGCGCCCAAAGGACCGCUCAACUGCAAGGACAUGGUGGGCAGCUUCGCGCUCGACAUCGUGGCGUGCUGCGCCUACGGCCUGGACGGCACGGCGCUCGUCAACCCGCAUUCCGAGUUCGCCGAGAUCGGCCGCGUGUUCCUGGCGCCCAGCAUCCGGCAGGGCGUGGAGCAGAUGAUCAUCAUGCUCUUCCCGCGCCUCGCCGGCUUCCUCAACAUCGGUAUAACCAAGAAAGAAGUAACCCAGUUCUUCCAACGUGUGAUGAAGGAAGCUGUUACCUACCGUCAGAAGAACAAUGUGAAAAAGAACGACUUCUUGCAGCUCUUGAUUAGCUUGAAAGAAAAGUCCCAGGGCAAGAAAGUGGUCAAUUGGUAUGAUGAGUUCACCGACGACGACAUCGCCGCCCACUGCAUGACGUUCUUCUUCGACGGCUACGAGACGUCGUCCAACUCGCUGAUGUACACGCUGUACGAGCUGGCCGUCAACCCUGACGUCCAGAGGAAGCUCACCGAGGAGAUUGUCGCCUCGCUCGAGAAAACCAACGGCGAGAUAACGUACGAGGGCAUCCUCGAGAUGAAGUACCUCGACAUGGUGUUCAAAGAGUCGGUGAGGAAGUACCCGUCGGUGCCGUUCAUCGGCCGCAUCUGCACGAAGCCGUUCCAGCUGGUGGCGAGCAACGGGCUGUCGUGCCGCGUGGAGCCGGGCACCCCGGUGCUCACCCCCACUCUCGGCAUCCACCACGACCCCAAGUACUACCCCGAGCCGCAGCGCUUCGACCCGGACCGCUUCACCGAGGAAAACGUGCAGAAGAGACACCGCUACGCCUUCCUGCCGUUCGGCGAAGGCCCGCGCCAGUGCCUCGGGACGCGCUUCGGCGAGGCGCUCGUCAAGUGCGGCGUGGUGUCCAUCCUCGCGCACUACGAGAUCCUGCCCACGGACAAGACGCCCAAGGAGCUGUCGCACAGCCCGCAGGCCUUCAUCUUCGUGACCGACGACGAGGUGUGGCUACAGUUCCGCAAGAGGAGUUGACGCUGCCCGCGCUGUCGCCCUGUAGUGUCUCAGUGUCUCUGCUUCCGUGUCGCCGUGGUGCAUACACGUGGCCUUUCUGCGACCCUGA
Messenger RNA from Bacillus rossius redtenbacheri, 1937 nucleotides. RefSeq names its product cytochrome P450 6k1-like. Gene Ontology annotation, molecular function: heme binding; monooxygenase activity; oxidoreductase activity, acting on paired donors, with incorporation or reduction of molecular oxygen. NCBI's taxonomy places the organism in Eukaryota, Metazoa, Arthropoda, Insecta, Phasmatodea, Bacillidae. The transcript is spliced from 9 exons. The record is from RefSeq and is a predicted model, not a curated record. Bases 320 to 1849 code for a protein of 509 amino acids.